Maylandia zebra (zebra mbuna) is the source of this 2427-nucleotide messenger RNA. Its product is annotated as heparan sulfate glucosamine 3-O-sulfotransferase 6. The record is from RefSeq and is a predicted model, not a curated record. Gene Ontology annotation, molecular function: [heparan sulfate]-glucosamine 3-sulfotransferase activity. NCBI's taxonomy places the organism in Eukaryota, Metazoa, Chordata, Actinopteri, Cichliformes, Cichlidae.
GAGCCGCAGGGGCGCACAGAAGACACGGAGAGCUGUGCGGCAGAUUCAACCUGCUGAAUCUGCGUUUUUAUUUUGUGGAUUUUUGCUCCAGUUGUUAAAGAAACUUUGUUUUGUUUGUUUGUUUUGUUUUGAUGACGGCAGGAUUCAGGGACAGUCACGGGGGGCGAGAGGGAUAAUAAGGAACAUGUGGAGCUUUUGGAUGCGCGGUGGACAGGUUUUGCGCCACUUGGACAUGUGGCACAAAACAGGCGCUUUUUAAGCUGCUGUCACUUUGACUUUAGUAUCCAACCCCCCUGAUAUGGCAUGUUUCCUGCGUCGUGUCCGCGUGCUCAGGAUUGCGACCCAUGGGAUGUAGUAAAUGGAGAGCUGCGUUCAACUUUGGACACCUGAAGGUGCACUCCAAGCUGCCUGUCUUCUUUACCAUGAUUAUUCUCUUCAUUUACCUCUUUUACUGCCUCAACGGUUACUGCGAAUCCCUGCCCAGACCCGUGUAUGACCAGCGAAGUAAUCUCCAAACCAAAAUUAUCUUUAAAGAUGGACAAGAAACGGAGCAGCUCGGCGCGUAUAAUGCGUCUCCGGUCUCGCUUGUCCGCGAACAGCUGUCGGACUUGACGAACAGUGAUCCCCCGUCCAACAAUAUUUCUAUAGCCAAUAAUUUUGGCAACAAAAAAUUCCCUCAGGCCAUCAUCAUCGGGGUGAAGAAAGGUGGCACUCGGGCUCUCCUGGAGUUUUUGCGCAUCCAUCCAGACGUGCGAGCCGUGGGCGCUGAGCCGCACUUCUUCGAUCGCUUCUACGAGAAGGGACUGGAAUGGUACAGGAACCUGAUGCCUCGUACUCUGGAAGGCCAGAUAACCAUGGAGAAAACGCCGAGCUACUUCAUCACCAAAGAAGCUCCUCGGCGCGUCUUCUCCAUGAGCCGCCACACCAGGCUUAUCGUGGUGGUUCGGGACCCUGUGACGCGCGCUGUUUCCGAUUACACGCAGACUCUGUCCAAAUCUCCCGGGCUUCCAUCCUUUCAGAACCUGGCUUUUCGUAACGCCACCACAGGCCUCAUCGACACGUCUUGGAGCGCUGUACGCAUCGGCAUCUACGCCAAGCACCUAGAGAACUGGCUGCGCUACUUUCCAAUGUCGCGCUUCCUGUUUGUCAGCGGCGAACGCCUUGUAACAGACCCGGCGGGUGAAAUGGGUCGGGUCCAGGACUUCCUAGGGCUCAAGCGCGUGGUCACAGAUAAGCACUUCUACUUCAACCAGACCAAAGGUUUCCCCUGCCUAAAGAAGCCUGAGGGGAGCAGCAGGCCUCGCUGCCUGGGGAAGUCAAAGGGGAGGCCCCAUCCACAGAUACCCUCUGAAGUCCUGCUCAGGCUCAGAGACUUCUACAGACCUUUUAAUCUUAAAUUUUACCAAAUGACUGGCCACGACUUUGGCUGGGACCAAAUGGCAACUCACCAAAGCUCUUAAAAACUGCCACCACUAUUCACCAACAGUUAAACACAGGCAGGGAUACUGUGUGUUCUUUGUCGCCAAAGGUUCUACUCUGUAUAACUUGCCUUUUGUUUUUCAUUUAUUAAAGUAUGAUACCUGAAUGCCAAUGCACAAAGGAGCCUUCACCUGGCUUUAUAACAACCAUGCUAACAAAGUUUAGAAAACUUCAAUUCUUUGAAGCACUUGAGCAAGCAUUUUCGACAAAGUCUUGUGCAAAUGGCUUGUUUUGUGCUCAUACAGACAAGCAGAAGGCAAACUAAAGCAUAAUGCCUAUUUACUUAAAUCAGGAUUUCAAGCACUUGACACCCCAAGUUAAGCUGCCAUUGCUAUCCAAAACACUGACAAUGGGAGAUGUUCACAAAGUUAAACCAAAAAGAAAAAGAGAUUCGAUGGGUGAACAAAGCCAUGAGAAACCAAACGACAGUAACUGAUACGCAAUGGUGCAAUCACAAUAAAUGCAAAUGGUUUGAGACACAAGUUGAUCAUUCAGAAAUAGUUACACUAAAUCAACAUAAAUAACAGUUCAACUCUGGUUAUAUACACUUACAAAAAGUCUAAAGUUUGUUUUAUGGACUAUCAUUUCAUUUUUUUAAAUACAAGAUGUAGCAAAGAUGAUAUAUAGCUGGUUCUGAUGAAAAAAGGUUAGAGAGGGAAACCAGCCAUGGUCAACUACAAGCUGUAAAUUUGCAGUUAUUUAUGUCAUUAAUGCAAUGAAUGCAUUGUUAAAGACUGGAGAGGAACAUUUACAGCCAGUAAACCAGUGACUGUUUUUCCACUUUGUUUGAUUAACACUUACCCUGUCACAUGGUACAGUACUUACAUGUAACUGUGUAUUUCUAAAAGUCUAAUUUAUAAGGUGGCACAGUGUUGUUGAGAUGUUUUCUCUGAAACUUUUGUAUUUGAAAUUCUGCUGGAAAUUCUGACUAAAUAUUUUGUUCUGAAA